AUGUCUAAUAAACCUAGGGUAGAGGGUACUGUACUCCAUGCGAUAGCGUGUAAUCUAAAAUCACUUGAUGAACUCCCAAUGUUGGGUGGCCACAGUAAUAACAGUGAUGCUAAAACCUCAGUAGAGAAUCAGCAACAGCAAAGAGAAGGAGAAGAGUCUCCUUACUUUACAGAAUUGCAUCUCAGUUUCAAUACUAUCGAUAGUCAGUCAUUUAUACGUCUCUCCUCUCUUGCAACCUCACUGCAUACACUUAUUUUAGAUAAUAAUGAACUCCAGAACGUGACAUCUCUUCCACGACUACCAUUCCUACAGCGGUUUUGGUUAAAUAAUAAUUCUCUUACCAACUUGGAUGAUGUGUUGGGUGUUGUUCUGCGACAGUGUCCUUCAUUGUUGUACUUAUCAUUGCUGCGUAAUCCCUGUUGCCCAAGUGAGUUGGAUGGUCAUCUACCGACAGAAUACAAACGGUAUAGACUUUAUGUGAAAUAUAUGCUACCCACUCUCUUGCGAUUGGAUACUGCAGAAUUCACAACCGCAGAGGCGCAGGAAGCGAAAACAAGAGGCAAGUUUGCCCUUCCAGCACAAGUAAAGACUAUUCCUGCAAAUACUUUACCUGCUGCUGCUGCUAUUGCUACUACUACUACUACUACUACUAAUAAUAAUAAUAAUAAUAAUAAUAAUAAUAAUAAUAAUAAUAAUAAUAACGAUGAUGUGAAUAUAGAUGCUGCUCUUCCUGUUAAUCUUGCAAAGUCAGGCAAAAAUGAGGGUGAAAAGGAGGAGAUGCAAGUAGAUUUAUUUGCUGAAUUUGAUCAGAAGCGCCGUGAAGGACCUGGAGCUGUUACACAAUGGUUAAAGAAUCAGAAACUUUAUUCUGGAAGGGGAAGUGAAGGUAAUCGAUUCAUAGUCGAUGAUAUGCUCUAG
Trypanosoma theileri is the source of this 918-nucleotide messenger RNA. Its product is annotated as putative leucine-rich repeat protein. Gene Ontology annotation, biological process: melanocyte differentiation. The coding region runs from base 1 to 918 and encodes 305 amino acids. Lineage: Eukaryota; Euglenozoa; Kinetoplastea; Trypanosomatida; Trypanosomatidae. The record is from RefSeq and is a predicted model, not a curated record. Gene Ontology annotation, molecular function: protein binding. The transcript has a single exon.